Molecule: messenger RNA, 4380 nt
Organism: Drosophila grimshawi
Lineage: Eukaryota; Metazoa; Arthropoda; Insecta; Diptera; Drosophilidae
Exons: 5
Coding region: 1-4092 (1363 amino acids)
Source: RefSeq, a predicted model, not a curated record
AUGGCAGCUAUUGCAAGGAGGAGACAGCCAGUUGUUGCCCUGUUGAUCAUAUUGCUGCUGCUGGUGGCCAACAGCAACAGUACUGGCCAGGCGCAAGCAGCACCAGCAACAGUAACAGCAACAGCACCAGCAACACACCAGCUACAGAUUGGCGUUGAGGGCGAUAUGCCCAAAUUGAUUACAGCAGCAACAACAGCAGGAACAACAGCAGCAACAGUUGCUGUUGUCAAUGAUACCAGCGACCAGACGCCAGAACUAAGCACCACCGUAUUGCCUGUCAAAAUAGUGCCAACAACAACAACUACAGAAGCCGCUGCAACAGCUGCAACAACCACAGCAGCACCAGCCAAUGCAGAAACACGCACCACCGCUUUGCCAGCCAAUAAAGUGGCAACCAUAUCAACUGCGGCAACAGAAACUCCUGGCGACAGCAGCAACACUUUGCAUUUGAGCCACUUACCGCACAGAUUGGAGUCUGUGGUGCAGCUGCUAGACUUGGAAGGUACAGUCGCACCACCACUCAACAAUGGCCACGAUGGCCGUAAGUUAACCAAAAAGAAGCAGUUACAACAGCAACAAUAUCCAAAAGCAGCAGCCAGCACCGCAGCAACAACAACCACAGCAGCAACAACAAAAAUUGAAACCACCACCAGCAGCAAUCUGGCCAGCAGUCAACCAACCGAAUUGUUGCCUGUACCAAAUGGCUAUUUGGGUCCCAUUUUUAUGGGCGAAAAAACAUUUAGUGUGGUGCAUCCGCUAAAGAAACCACUGGCGCCCAACCAGCAACCGUCGCCUGAGGACUCCAUUGAGCAGCAGCUGCGACAAGGACGUAUUGUGGAGAUUCUGGCGCCAACGGCGCUACUUGAAUUAAAUGUGGAGACCAGCUCGUUGGGUCCGGGCACUACUCGAACAACCACACUGCUGCCAGCUGCACCACCAGUGCAGCCACAGUCUGUGCUGUCGACAACAGUUUUCCAGGUGCCCGAAGUUCAGGUCAGCACCACGCGCCUGCCUAUGGCGGCGGCAGAGAUUAGCGUUGCGGGUUCAGUGGUGCUGGCUGCACCACCGCGCACCGAAUCAAAGAUCUCGGAUAUACAAAUCGAGGUCUACGACUCCACGGUUGAUUCGAUAGUCGCUUCGACCAAUUUCCGUGACAACUCGGGCUAUUAUCUGAUGCCGCUGGAGCCGGGAGUAGGCACCACCAAGCCGCCUAGUUCACCGGUAGUCCAGGAGCGCUUUACUCAAUAUGUAAUCGAUCGCGCAGAUGUCUCCACACAGCCGGCAGCUGGAAAUGCUUUGGGCAAGCCAGAGCCGGCAGCCAUUGAGAUUCACAUCAAUGUCUCCGAGGCCUUCGGCAAUGAGAGCGAGGAUCUGGAGUUCUCUUAUCGCCAGCCACCGGCCAGUGAGCGGAAAUCUAAUAACCCCAACGAUGAGAUACUCGUUGUGGAGAUCAUUGACAAUGGCGCCGGUGACAACAACACCGAGAACUCCUUUAGUGCCAGCGCCGAGCACAUGAAUCUGAAUUCCAUGUUUAACUAUCCGUAUCGUUCAGAUGCGCGACCACCAGCGGUGCGUCCCCCACAAGAUGCUGCCGACGAGUUGUUUAUGGCGGAUACUAAAGGUGGCUUGCCACGUCCACCGCCACCACCACCACCACCACCAAUGCCACGCAAACCGAGCAUCGAUCGCGACUCCGACACCAUUUUCUACAUCUCCAACACGGAGGUAAAGGUUGGCGAAUCUCUGCCCACGACCAGCAGCGCCAUUAAUACCGAACAGCAGCAGCAACGUAAGAUUCAGUUUGAGAAUCAAUUCUUUCCCGCCAGCUACAUGUUGGAGCAGGAACAGCAGCAGCAGCAGCAGCAGCAACAGCAGCAAGAGGAUAUCAUUCUAUCACCGCUGCACCACAGUGCCGAUGCAAUGAAAAUCCUACGUCCGAGCGGUGGUAUUAGCAACGGUGACGAUGCACCACCGCUAGAUGUGACAUAUGUGGGUGAGUCGGUCAUCGAGGUAGAACAGCAAUCGUUGCCAUCGACUGGCAGUUCCACUCAUUCGCCGCCACUUAUAUUGGCUAGCUCGCAACUGCCGGACAUUAUCAUACAGCCGGCGGUGCUGCCCGAUUUGGCCAUAGGAGUUCCGGUUAUUGGCGAGUUACCCCCACAGAUUGAGCUUAAGGAGAUUGACUACAUGCCCGGCGAGCUGAUGGGUCAGGGUCGCAGCAUCUAUGAGAAUGAUAUUGAUAGCAAUGGUCUUGGCAUGGGCAGCGAUCCGGACGUCCUUGAAAGCUCCAUUCAAUAUGGUGGCGAUCUGAUUGACGAUGGCGCCGGUGGUGGCUUUGAUGGUGUCGAGGGCUCCUAUCCCUUUGAGAGUCCAGCACAUCGUCAGAAGCAGCAGCAACAGGAUGAAAAUCAGCAACAGGCAAAACAUGGUCUUUAUCGCCAAUCGCUCAAUCACGGAUACAGUCAUCUGCACCGCGAACAGCUGCCGGUCGCAGAGCUACUCAAUGCCACACUGCAGCAGCGCAACGAGAGUCUCAAGCCUGGAUUGAAUGUGGGUGAUACAUCUGCAAUGGCGCCAUUGUUGCGCAACCAGUUGCCGGAGCGCAUGGUCAAUGCCACACCACUUUCGGAGGAUUCAUUGGCCGAGUAUGAUGGUUAUCUAAAUCUAUUUGCCGUCUCCAUGGGCCUAAUUAUUGUCAUUCUGCCCGCUGCGCUUCUAACGUCUAUGUACUGUGCAGUACGUUAUUUGCUGAAUAAGAAUGCGAAUUCAAAUGCCACUGGCGAUGACAGCGAGCAGGGUCAGGGCCCGGACUCCAAGAAUGAGGACAUUUCGCGCAACGCACGCGAGACGAAAAUGCACACCGACAAGGAUGGGGUUUUUGUGGUGGAGGUGGCACGUGGCAUCGAUUCCAAGCAGCUGCCCGAUAGCCCCGCCGCCGGCACAGACAUCACUGAGCUGCCCUUCGAUACAAGUAGCAAGCUGGCGGUGACUGAAGAGCGAAGCCUUCCACCUGGCCAUGAACAGGUGCAGAUACAUGCUCCACCCAGCGAUUUUGUCAAUCCGUUGCCUGUCGGCACAGUCGGAUCAGUGGCAGCUGUUGGACUGCAGCUCAUCGAGGAGGAACAGCCUGAUGAGGAGCCUCUGCCCAUAAUGUCGCAAACUGGGCUGUCGCAGUCGGAUCUGAGCUCCACAUCUUCGAGUGAUUCGAACAAACGCUACUCCUAUGGCAACCAGGAGCUCUAUGUCAUCGAGCAGCCUGGCUAUGCUGGUAACUCGCCUCUAGUGCUCCACUCGCAGCUGCUUGUUGGCCAGGAAACAACUGAUAUGGAGCAGAAGGAUCAGCUUAAGUCAGAGUCUCAGUCGGAGCAGUUGGUGGCGGAGGAGCAGCCAUUGCCGGCACCUGCUGCUUUUGGAAAUGCCAAUGUGGUGGAGGGUAAAGAAGAAGCUGAGACUGAUAAAGAAAUCGAGAAGGAACAGUCACCGUUGGAGCAAGAGCAGGAGGAGGAGCAGGAGAAGAAAAUACAGUUGGAUGUACACAACGAAGAGCAGCCCGAGAAGCUGGAGCAACCCAUGCUGGUGGAACCAGAGAACACCUACGAUAGCUUGAUGAGUCUGCCUGCGCCACCCUCCAAUGAGGAGAUAAAGGAGCUCAACGAUUUUACGCUGAUCGAAACGAAUCAAUUAGAUUCAUUGCCGCCACCACCACCGCCACCACCGUUGACCGAGGCUCAGAAUGGCAACCACAGCGACAAGCAAGAGCAAGAGCAGAAGGAGGAGGAGGAGGAGGAGGAGAAGCAGCAGCAGCAGGAACAGCUGAAAAUACAGAUUGCGGCUAGAAAUGAGCCAAACGCAGCUAUAAAGCUAACCUAUGGAAAUGUGAACGGCAAAAUUAAUGGCAGUAUUGCCAACUCAAACUCCAAUUCGAAACACCCACCAGGCGGCACAGCUGCAACCAAUGGAGGGGGAGAGGAGCCGUCAACAUUGACGCCGCCCGCAUCUCCACCAGCAUCGCCAGUCGCCUCCGGAGCCUCCACGCUCUGUGCGGGCAGUCUCAGCAAUGGCAUACAUGCGGUCGCAGUGAAUGGCAGUUAAACAGAAGAACAGAAGAAGCAGCAGGAGCCCAAGAAAUAAAAAUUAAAUUGGCAAUGCCGUAACGCUCUUUUAAGGUAUUGUACUCAAUAUAUACGCUAAAGUUUAAGAUAUUUAGAGAUCGGUCAAAGCAUGGGGUUUUUUUUUGUAAAAGCAUCUAGCGGGAUUAGUCAACUUCCCGCUUCCAGACAUGUGUCAGAUGCUUAGGCUAGGCUAAGAAUCGUUAAAAAUGAUAACGAAGCAUAAUAAUAAUAACGAAAUAAUACGAUAGCAAAACAAAAGAAUUUCAAU